GGCAGCCACGCGCCGCUGGCCGCGCGCUGGCAGGGCAGUUGUCGCCGCGGCCGUUACCCGCGGGCUGAGGGAGCGUUGGGAGACCGUUGAGGGGACCCAGCGGGCGGCUGAGCCGGGCUCAUGGCCGCGUCGAACCGGAUGGUGCUGGCGCCACUGGUGGGCUCCAUCGAUCAGGGCACCAGCUCCAGUCGCUUCCUGGUUUUUAAUGCAAGAACAGCAGAGCUUUUGAGUCACCAUCAAGUUGAGUUACAGCAGAAAUUCCCAAGAGAAGGAUGGGUGGAACAAGAUCCAUGCGAGAUAUUAAGGUCUGUCUAUGAAUGUGUGGAAAAGACCUGUGAGAAACUGCAACAACUGAACAUAGACAUCUCUAACAUAAAAGCCAUUGGAGUCAGCAAUCAGAGAGAAACAACAGUGGUUUGGGAUAGGACAACUGGAGAACCUCUUUAUAAUGCUAUUGUGUGGCUUGACCUGAGAACCCAGUCAACAGUUGAUCGGCUUCUUAAAAAAAUUCCAGGAAAAAAUAAGGCCUGUUUUAAGUCUAAGACUGGUCUUCCACUUAGCACUUAUUUUAGUGCAGUGAAACUUCGGUGGCUUUUGGAUAAUGUGGAAGAGGUUAGGCAAGCAGCUUAUGAUGGCAGAGCUCUGUUUGGGACUAUUGAUUCAUGGCUUAUAUGGAGUUUGACAGGUGGAAAGAAUGGAGGUAUACACUGUACGGAUGUAACCAAUGCCAGUAGAACAAUGUUGUUCAACAUUCAUUCCUUGGAAUGGGAUCCUGAGCUCUGCCAAUUCUUCGAUAUUCCCAUGAAAAUGCUUCCAAAAGUACGAAGCUCCUCUGAGAUUUAUGGCCUGAUGAAAAUCUGUCCUAGUCUGAAAUCUGGAGCUUUGACAGGUGUACCAAUUUCUGGGUGCUUAGGAGACCAGUCUGCUGCUCUUGUUGGGCAAAUGUGUUUUCAAGAUGGGCAGGCAAAAAACACGUACGGAACAGGAUGUUUCUUGCUGUGCAAUACAGGUCAGAAGUGUGUCUUUUCUGAGCAUGGUCUUAUAACCACAAUAGCUUACAAACUGGGCAGAGACAAACCUGUUUAUUAUGCACUAGAGGGAUCUGUUGCAAUAGCUGGUGCUGUUGUUCGUUGGCUGAGGGACAAUCUAGGUAUUGUUCAGAAUUCAGAGGAUACGGAAAAAAUGGCCGCAGAAGUGGGGACUUCUUAUGGCUGCUACUUUGUGCCAGCAUUUUCAGGACUGUAUGCACCAUACUGGGAACCCAGCGCAAGGGGUAUUAUCUGUGGCCUUACUCAGUUUACAAAUAAAAAACAUAUCACCUUUGCUGCACUAGAAGCGGUCUGCUUUCAAACACGAGAGAUUUUAGAUGCCAUAAAUAAGGACUGUGGGAUACCACUACAUCAGUUACAAGUAGAUGGAGGAAUGACAUCUAACAGACUCCUCAUGCAACUCCAAUCAGACAUUCUCAGUAUUCCAGUAGUAAAGCCAUCAAUGCCUGAAACAACAGCUCUAGGAGCUGCUAUGGCAGCAGGAGCUGCAGAAGGAGUUGGAGUCUGGAGUCUGAAUCCUGGAGAUUUGACAGCAGUGACAUGUGAACGAUUUGAACCACAAAUCAACCCAGCAGAAAGUGAGCUUCGCUAUGCCAGAUGGAAGAAAGCUGUGGUGAAAUCUAUGGGCUGGGAGACACCUGAGGCUCCUUCAAAUGGUGCUGGUAAAUGAGACUUCUUGAUGGACUCUCUGGAUGCAGCUGACUUUUUUGUUUCCUUUUGAUUUAUUGUCUAAAGAGAUUCCACCACCAGUGUGAUUAUAUUACUUUUGUGUCUUAAUCCAUUCAUUAAUCCAUGUGUUGCCAGUCCCUGAGUAACCUCCCAGUGGUACAAUGAAACUUAAGUCUUCAGACUUAAGUCUUCUUACUCUUCUCCCUUGCCCAUCUACUCUAGUGGUGCUGGAGGCCUUCACGUGGACUAUCUCACAUCAUAUUCUAAAAUAGGCCCUAGCUGUGUUUGAAAAAGUUGGUAUAAAAAAAUCCUACAACUUCUGAGGUGAUGUCAGGUUUUUAGAUAUUCUGUUCAGGGCUUUGGUACUUUAUAAAACACAGUUCAGAAAGUUAAUGAUGCACUGUAGAACUUUGUUAGCGUCUUACAAGUCUUCCAGCUGCUGUGAAUUACCUAUUAUAUGCCUAUGGUUGCCAAAGAUGUUUUAUGCUAGUGACCACUGAUCUGAAACACCUUCAAUGGUACAAACUUUUUAAACACUAGCUCAAAGUGUAUUAUCAGUAGCACACAUUGCCACUGGUUUGGCAAUUAAGAGGUUGCUGAUAGUUCCACAGAGUGCUAUUGAAAUGUUUAAUCACAAAGUUUAAAGUUUGGUUUAGCUUCUGGCCUGUGUAGUCAGUUUGCCCAUUUUAAGUAUUUAAGACACUAAGUCCUGUUGUUAGAGAUAGGAGAAUAUAGAUGUUUUGGUUAAGGCCAUGUUUCGUGUUCUCAUACGUCUGUGUUUGGAAAGACAAAUUUAAUAUAGCAUGCUAGUGACAGACAGCUUCCUGGUCCUCUGCAACUGGUAAAUCUUUAAACUACUCUGUACAAUGCACUUUUCUUGACCAAUACUGCAUAUGUUCUGCCAUCCUGCUUGAGAAUAUUUCAGUGACUAUUUGUUAAACUUCUGAAAGUUGAAGCUAACUUUAGUUUUCCUUAAAGAGGGUGCACUCCAAAUUAAAUACCAGUGCUUUAGUUCUUGAUCUCAUUUAGUGUAUCUCAGGGACCAAAAUCUCUCUUUCGGUUUCCAUGUCCAUAGUUUUAACAGCAAGUUGUCACAAAAUAUGCUGAGACAACCCAAAAACCUGACUCGGAAGAGUAAGCACUUGGCACCUGAAAUGGGCCAUUGGAAUUCAUAGGCAACGUGUGACAACUGAGUUGCAUCCAGUUUGAAACUUUUUGUCGUUCAUAGGUAAAGGAGUGAGACAGAUAAUCUUACCUUCAGCUUUCUUGUUGGUAUACCAGCAGCAUGACAAGUGCCAGCCAGACUGGUUAGGUCAGAGAAGAUGUGUUCUUCUGUAGAGUCAUUAGAUCAGGAGAGAAUGCUAGCAUGGUUACAUGUGGGAACAACAUGGAUAAUUUCAAAGUGUCUAAAUGCACUAGGAGCUAAAGGGAGCCUUUUUUGUUUGUUUGUUCUUGUAGAUUUUUGUCUUAAAAAAACUGUAUUUAAAAAAAUUGUCUUUAACAAAGUUUGUUUUUCUUUGUUAAGCUAGGAUUAGAAGCUUAGUUUUUAAAAAAAUGUUAAAUAUGUGUGUUUCUGAAGCAAUGGAUUGCACAGAAGUUCAGGUCUGUACAACAUGUUUAAUAUCAAAUGCAUAUCAAUUGCCUUUUUAUUGUCAAGUGCAAUGACCUUUAAAAAUGUGACUUUUAAUUAAGAAGUUAGAAAAGGAGCCUUUUUCAUCCUGUGGUUGCAUGUGUAAAUUCUACAGAGGGGAUUUUGUGCACAGGUGAAAAUAUAACAUCAUUCAAAUCCUGUAUCUCCUAUAAAUACUAAAAUGUCAGCUGUGACAAUGAAAAUUGAUGAGUUUUCCAGUUUGUAUUGGAGAGGUGAAGAAAGAGUGAAAAAUGAAUGUGUACCCAUAGAAAAAUCUGGAUAUUCCUUACCUUUACUUGGAGCUGUUGCUGAUCCCACCUUACCCCAAGGAGCAGGAGCAACAGCAGCCUUUGGAGCACACGCAGCAACGGCAGGACACACCUCAAAUACUGGACUUCUGAGUACGACCUCUUGCCAAAAACACUGAAGUACUGAACCUGGGAACGAUUAAUGUUGAAGUGUUGCCUUUACCAGGGAUGUGUGUGGUGGGGGGAGAGGUAACAUGUACUAUGUAGGAAGGAGAAUUUUUCCUGCUUUUCCAACUUGUCUUUUACUGGGAAACAUUAUCCCAGUUAAUUUUUCACUGAAUAAAAAUAAUUAUUUUAUUUAUAAUUGCUGUUGCAAAUAUAUUUUAAGAAUUUCACACCACUGAUAACUUUCUACCAACAUAGUUGAAAUAUAUUGUUAACUGUGUGUUGUUCAAACUGUUGAAAGUUAGCUUUUUGAGAAGCUGUGAUUUAUUUUUUCUAUAAAUUACCUGAUUUAUAAGUUCUUAAGAAAUGCAUUAAAUUGAUAUUAAAAUACCAUAAAUUAA
Apus apus (common swift) is the source of this 4162-nucleotide messenger RNA. RefSeq names its product glycerol kinase (gene GK). The record is from RefSeq and is a predicted model, not a curated record. The transcript has 20 exons. Gene Ontology annotation, molecular function: glycerol kinase activity. Gene Ontology annotation, biological process: glycerol-3-phosphate biosynthetic process; glycerol metabolic process; triglyceride metabolic process. Bases 121 to 1719 code for a protein of 532 amino acids. Gene Ontology annotation, cellular component: mitochondrion. NCBI's taxonomy places the organism in Eukaryota, Metazoa, Chordata, Aves, Apodiformes, Apodidae.